AUGGAGCUAGCGGGGGCCCUGCAGCUCGGGGAGCUGGCGGCCGCCUUCGCCCGGGUGCCCGUCUUCCCGCUCUUCGACCUGGGCUACUUCAUCGUCUCCAUCCUCUACCUCAAGUACGAGCCAGGAGCUGUUGAGAUGUCCCAUCAGAGCCCUGUUGCCUCAUGGCUUUGUGCUAUGCUUCAUUGCUUUGGAAGUUAUAUUCUUGCUGAUAUGUUACUUGGGGAAGCUCCUAUUGAUUAUUUCAGCAAUAACUCUAGUGUGCUCCUGGCCACGGCAGUAUGGUAUUUGAUUUUCUUCUGCCCCAUGAACCUCUUCUACAAGUGUGUCAGCUUCUUGCCUGUGAAGCUCAUCUUUGUGGCAAUGAAGGAGGUGGUUAGAGUUCGUAAAAUUGCUAUUGGAGUCCACCAUGCUCACCACCAUUACCACCAUGGGUGGUUCAUUAUGGUGGUUACUGGCUGGGUCAAAGGUUCUGGCAUUGCCUUGGUGUCUAAUUUUGAGCAGCUGCUGCGUGGAGUCUGGAAGCCAGAAACAAAUGAAAUUCUUCAUAUGACCUUCCCAACAAAAGCCAGUCUGUAUGGAGCAAUCCUCUUCACCCUGCAGCAGACUCACUGGCUCCCCAUCUCUAAAGCCAACCUCAUCUUCUUCUUCACCAUGUUUAUGAUUGUUUGCAAGGUGUUUAUGACUGCAGCUCACUCGCAUACCUCGCCGUUUGCUCCAAUAGAAGGCUUCAUCUGCCCAGUACUCUUUGGCUCCGUUUCUAGUGGGCACAACAGUCACCAUGACCACCAUGAGGAUUCCCAUGAUACUUCCCCUCCUGCGAAAUCUAAGGAGGAGCUGAAUGAAGGCACACGGAAACGGAAAGCGAAAAAGGCUGAAUAA
This is a messenger RNA of Emys orbicularis (European pond turtle), 879 nucleotides long. It is a transcript of the gene TMEM38A, whose product is annotated as transmembrane protein 38A. Gene Ontology annotation, cellular component: membrane. Gene Ontology annotation, molecular function: potassium channel activity; identical protein binding. The coding region runs from base 1 to 879 and encodes 292 amino acids. The transcript has 6 exons. NCBI's taxonomy places the organism in Eukaryota, Metazoa, Chordata, Testudines, Emydidae. Gene Ontology annotation, biological process: potassium ion transmembrane transport. The record is from RefSeq and is a predicted model, not a curated record.